GGAACAGGAGAGAGACAGUCAGACACUCUCAGUCCUAGAGUGUAUGACCAAGAAAGAGGACAGGGAGAUAUCGGACAGCAGAGAGGAGAGAGGAGUGCAGACCCAGCAGGUUAUGAAGAGGAUUAGUAGGAGUAGAUCGUCAGAGCAGACCUAGAUUAGCUGAGCUAGCUGACCUGGUGGAAUACAGCACAGAAGGCAACCAUCUUCACUUGGGCCAACUUGGGCCAAUAUCUGGAGGACCAGAUCAGGUUGGGAGUACAGUAGCUGGCUGGCUGAGGAGGCCAUUUUAGCGACCGACUUCACUACAUCCAAACUUUCCAGGUAGAGUCAAGAUGGCGGACAGUGGUGGCGAACCGAACCUGCAGUCCUACAUUAUGGACGAGGAAACUCUGAAGAGAAAGCAGAAGGAGAAGCUAAAGAAGCUCCUGGCCACUGGAGGAAACCCUCGGCCUGCGCGAUCCCUCUUCUUCCUCACGUUGAAGAACCCUUUCCGAAAGGCUGCCAUUAACAUCGUGGAAUGGAAACCGUUCGAGAUCAUCAUCCUGCUGACCAUCUUUGCCAACUGUGUGGCCCUGGCUGUGUUUCUUCCCAUGCCUGAUGAGGACAGCAACAACACCAACAGUAACCUGGAAAGUCUGGAGUACAUCUUCCUCAUCGUGUUCUCCAUAGAGUGCUUUCUAAAGAUAGUAGCCUAUGGAUUUCUAUUUCACGAGAAUGCAUAUCUACGGAACUGUUGGAACAUACUGGACUUUGUCUGUGUGUCUGUGGGGCUAUUCGCAGUCAUCGGUGACUCCAUCACCUAUAUCAGUGGUGUGGAGGCUCAACCAGGGGAGAAGGGAGGAGGCUUCGAUAUGAAGGCCCUCAGAGCGUUCAGGGUGCUCCGGCCCCUCAGGCUUGUCUCUGGAGUCCCCAGCCUGCAGGUGGUGAUGAAUUCCAUCCUGAAGUCCAUGCUACCUCUGUUCCAUAUCUCCCUGCUGGUCUUCUUCAUGGUCACCAUCUAUGCUAUCGUGGGACUGGAGCUCUUCAAGUGCAAGAUGCACAAAACCUGCUACUACACAGGCACAAAUAUCAUAGCCAUAGUGGAGAAUGAGAAGCCCUCUCCUUGUGCCCAGGCUGGUAACGGUCGGCGUUGCACCAUCAACGGGACAGAGUGUAGGGCAGGCUGGGCCGGACCCAACAACGGCAUCACACACUUUGACAACCUGGGCUUCGCUAUGCUCACUGUCUACCAGUGCAUCACUACCCAGGGCUGGACCGACGUGCUCUACUGGGUGAAUGAUGCUAUAGGUAUGGAGUGGCCGUGGAUGUAUUUUCUGACUCUCAUCUUGGUUGGCUCCUUCUUUGUGCUCAACCUGGUCCUGGGCGUGCUCAGUGGUGAAUUCACUAAGGAGCGAGAGAAGGGUAAAGCGCGUGGAGAGUACACAGAGAUGAGGGAGACCCAGCAGCUGGAUGAGGAUCUGAAGGGCUACAUGGAGUGGAUCACACAGGCCGAAGUCAUGGACGCCGACGGGGAGGGACAGGGCCUGCUACCCCUGGAGGAUGGAGAAUCCGAGGCAGGGAGUCUAAAGGACAUGGACACCAUGCAAAAAAUGAUGUACUACUACAAGCUUGCUCGUAAAUGGAACAUUUUCUUCCGGCGUAAGUGUCUUGUGUAUGUGAAAUCCCGUAUGUUCUACUGGUGGGUGAUCUUUCUGGUGUUUCUGAACACGCUGGCCAUCGCUACUGAACACCACAAGCAGUCCCAGCAACUCACUGAGUGGCAAGACACUGCCAACAAGGUUCUGUUGUCUCUGUUUGCCAUUGAGAUGUUUAUAAAGAUGUACGCUCUGGGCAUGCAGCAAUACUUCAUGUCUCUGUUCAACCGCUUCGACUGCUUCGUGGUCUCCACCGGCAUUCUGGAACUCAUCCUGGUCCGCAUGGAUGUCAUGACCGUCAUGGGCAUCUCCGUGCUGCGCUGCAUUCGACUGCUAAGGCUUCUCAAAGUCACCAAGUACUGGACAUCUCUCAGUAACUUAGUGGUAUCCCUGCUGAACUCCACAAAGUCCAUCGCCUCUCUGCUCCUCCUCCUCUUCCUCUUCAUCGUCAUCUUCUCCCUGCUGGGCAUGCAGGUGUUCGGAGGCAAGUUCAACUUCCCCAACCAGCCCAAACCCCGCAGCACCUUUGACAGCUUCCCCCAGGCCCUCAUCAGUGUCUUCCAGAUCCUGACGGGGGAGGACUGGAACGCUGUGAUGUAUGAUGGCAUCAUGGCACAUGGCGGUCCCACCAUGCCCGGGAUCCUCGUCAGCAUCUACUUCAUCAUCCUCUUCGUCUGCGGAAACUACAUCCUGCUGAAUGUGUUCCUGGCCAUCGCCGUGGACAACCUGGCGGAGGCCGAGAGUCUGACCAUGGCCCAGAAGGAGAAGUCUGAGGAGAAAAAACGCAAGAAGCUGCUCAGGGCUAACAUGCCUGACAAGGCCACAGAGGAGAAGGCCCUCCUGGCCAAGAAGCUGGCAGCAGAGAGGGCUAAAAUAGAGGGCAUCCCUACUACAGCCAAGUUGAAAGUAGAUGAGUUUGAGUCCAACGUGAAUGAGAUCAAGGACCCCUUCCCCCCUGCUGACUUUCCUGGUGAUGAUGAGGAGGAAGAGCCUGAUAUCCCUGACGCCCCGAGGCCCCGACCAAUGGCAGACCUGCAGCUGAAGGAGGAGGUGGUGCCUAUUCCAGAGGCCAGCUCCUUCUACAUCUUCAGCCCUCAGAACAAGUUCCGUAAGCUGAGCCACCGCAUCAUCAACGCCACCACCUUCACCAACACCAUCCUCCUCUUCAUCCUCCUCAGCAGCAUCUCCCUAGCCGCCGAGGACCCCAUCGACCCCAUGUCCUUCAGGAACCAGGUGCUGGCCUCCGCUGAUGUUGUCUUCACCUCAGUGUUCACUGUGGAAGUUGUCCUCAAGAUGACCGUAUAUGGCGCCAUAAUGCACCCUGGCUCCUUCUGCCGGAACUCCUUUAAUAUCCUGGAUCUGAUAGUUGUCACCGUAUCCCUCCUCUCCAUGCUCAUGGAAUCCAGUGCUAUCUCUGUGGUGAAGAUCCUCAGGGUGUUAAGGGUGCUGAGGCCCCUAAGGGCCAUCAACAGGGCCGAGGGCCUCAAGCAUGUGGUCCAGUGUGUUUUUGUGGCCAUCAAAACCAUCGGCAACAUUGUGCUGGUCACCAUGCUGCUAGACUUCAUGUUCGCCUGCAUUGGAGUCCAGCUCUUCAAGGGCCAAUUCUACUCCUGCACAGAUCCUGACAAAAUGACAGAGGAGGAGUGCAAGGGUAACUACAUUAGGUACCAGGAAGGUGCCUUCCAUCCAAUGACGAUCCAUAAGAGAGAGUGGAUCAACUCAGAGCUCAACUUUGACAACAUCCUCGAGGGCAUGCUGGCUCUCUUCACUGUCUCCACCUUCGAGGGCUGGCCAAAGCUGCUCUACAAGGCCAUAGACUCUAACAUGGAAGAUGUUGGCCCCAUCUACAACAACCGUGUUGCCAUCUCCAUUUUCUUCAUCAUCUAUCUCAUCCUCAUCGCCUUCUUCAUGAUGAACAUCUUCGUCGGAUUCGUCAUCGUUACAUUUCAGGAGCAGGGAGAGCAGGAGUACAAGAACUGUGAGCUGGACAAGAACCAGCGUGCGUGUGUUGAGUACGCCCUGAAAGCCCGGCCGCUGCGCUGCUACAUUCCUAAGAACCAGUAUCAGUACAAUGUGUGGUACAUUGUCACUUCCUGCUACUUUGAGUACCUCAUGUUCCUGCUCAUCAUGCUCAACACCAUGUGUCUGGGGAUGCAGCACUGUAACCAGUCAACCCAUGUGACCGACCUGUCUGACAUGCUGAACGUGAUCUUCACUGUGCUCUUCACUGUGGAGAUGGUCCUCAAACUCAUGGCCUACAAAGCUAAGGGUUACUUUGGGGACCCAUGGAACGUCUUUGACUUUGUCAUCGUCAUCGGCAGCGUUGUUGACGUCAUCCUGAGUGAGGUCGAUGCAGCCCUGGCCUCCUCUGGAGGACUGUACUGUCUCCACGGCUGCGCUGAGGUGAACCCAAUGCAAGCCAUAGCGGAUUCUGAAAAUGCCCGUGUGUCAGUCACCUUCUUCAGACUGUUCCGUGUGAUGCGUCUAGUGAAACUGCUGAACCGUUCUGAGGGUAUCCGGAAUCUUCUGUGGACCUUCAUCAAGUCCUUCCAGGCUCUGCCCUACGUCGCCCUGCUCAUCCUCAUGCUGUUCUUCAUCUACGCUGUUGUUGGGAUGCAGAUAUUUGGUAAGAUAGCGCUGGUAGACGGGACUCACAUCAACAGGAACAACAACUUCCAGACCUUCCCCCAUGCUGUGCUGCUGCUCUUCAGGUGUGCGACAGGUGAGGCGUGGCAGGAAGUGAUGUUGGCAUGUCUGUAUGGGAAGAGGUGUGACCCUAAGUCAGACUACCUGCCUGGGGAGGAGAUGACCUGUGGAGCCAGCUUCGCUAUCAUCUACUUCAUGAGCUUCUACAUGCUCUGUGCCUUCCUGAUCAUCAAUCUGUUUGUGGCUGUCAUCAUGGACAACUUUGACUACCUGACCCGUGAUUGGUCCAUCCUCGGCCCUCAUCACCUGGACGAGUUUAAGAAGAUCUGGGCAGAGUACGACCCAGAGGCCAAGGGACGUAUUAAGCACCUGGACGUGGUGACUCUGCUGCGUAGGAUACAGCCUCCUCUGGGCUUUGGAAAGUUCUGCCCCCAUAGAGUGGCCUGCAAGAGACUGGUGUCCAUGAACAUGCCACUCAAUAGUGAUGGAACGGUCACCUUUAACGCUACACUGUUCGCACUGGUCAGGACCGCACUGAAGAUUAAGACUGAAGGUAACUUUGAGCAGGCCAAUGAGGAGCUGAGGGCCAUCAUCAAGAAGAUCUGGAAACGCACCAGUAUGAAGCUGCUGGACCAGGUCAUCCCACCAAUCGGAGAUGAUGAGGUGACCGUGGGGAAGUUCUACGCCACCUUCCUGAUCCAGGACUACUUCAGGAAGUUGAAGAAGAGACAGGAGGAGUAUUAUGGCUUCCGCCCCACCAAGAAGAACGCCUCCAACGAGAUACAGGCGGGUCUGAGGAGCAUUGAGGAGGAGGUGGCUCCAGAGUUGCAGAGAGCCAUCUCGGGAGACCUGAUGAACGAGGAGGAGAUGGACAGAGCCAUGGAGGAUGCAGCGGAGGAAGGCAUCUUCAGGCGGGCGGGCGGUCUGUUUGGGAACCACGUUGAUUCCUUCACCAUGGAGGAAGGAACCCAUAACCCUAACGCUACACAGGUGACCAGCCAGCGGCCCCUGCAAAUGAGCAUGUCAGACGAGGGGGAGGCGACCAGCUCACCUGCCUACCAUGCAAACGAGGACUUCUUCCCAACAAAGCCUAACAAAACCAACAACAACAAUGUCAACAACAACGCCGGGGAGAGCUUUCCCAAUGAGACAGAUGACAGGGUACAGGUCUAUACCAUCUCAACCAGCAGAAGCCCCCGAGACACCACAGACUGGCAUCUGCAGACAGUAGCUGGACCCAGCCAGGACCCUGAGACUCCCAGAGAGACCCCCAGCCCCCAGCAGGCCCAAGCACAGGCCCCAGACAGCUCCUUCGACACACUCAUACAGGAGGUCCUGAUAAACGGGGGGUUGGAGAGCUUGGCCAGGGACCCUCGUUUUGUGUCGGUGGCGAAACAGGAAAUGGCCGAAGCUUUGAACUUUGACCCUGUGGACAUGGAGAGUUCCGCCACUGAGCUUAUGAAUGGUCGCAGAGGGAGGGUCGCCACACCUCCAAUCAGGCCCCCUCGCAGAUCACAGAGAAAGGCCAACAAAUCAACACCCACCGAUCUUGUGUAGGCCAAUAGGCCUGUCCCGCAACGCAGCAUGUCAUCGAGUGACAUAACGUGCUGAGGCAUUAAAUGCCACAUUCUACAAAUAGGACAGUCCUUAUUGGGUGCCUUCAUAGCGAAUGAUAUCAUCUGAAUGGUUAAGCAGGCUUUAUGGCACCUGUGACUUCAUUGUUGUGGUGUUAUUCUGAUUUUGGAUGAUUUCUCUCUUGGUUGAUUUAAAGAGUAAAUACUCUUCCUGGUCAAGAGCAGACUUUCUUUACCAUGUUUAUUUUGUUCACAGUACAGACUACUGUGCAGACUUACGUUGAGUUCAGGCGAACAUCACGUUGUCCCGACUAACAUGUUCUUUAGUCUCAACUUCAGGAAGUUUUUCUGGCAUAAAAGGUUGGCCCUGUUUGAAAACUAGUGUCCUUCCCUGUUCCCUCGCAUCCUUGAAGUAAUCACUGAUCCACCGAUAGUUGGGUAGGUGCUGAAUAUGGUUGUGUCAGUGAUUAGCUCAUGGAGGGAGGGAAGGGUGUGCUUUCUAAGUAUUCUUGCAGGGUCAGGAUGUUACUUUUCAGGGGGUAUUCUUUGAGUUCUGUCAUGAUGACAAGGCAAGACAUGGCUGGACCAGGAUGUUUUUGGGCUGAAUCUUGUCUACAGUGUCCAUAUAAGGACAAUCUCUGUAGGCUAUAUGGAGAAAGCUAACGUGCAUGUUCAAGAUACACAGAUUCUGCCCAGGUCUCCACAUAUCAACAUAUCUUCACAAUACCUAGAUUUUUUUUGUUGCUUUAAUUAUCCUACAUCUCAAACAUGUACAUAAUCUCUAGUAUGGACCGUAUGGAUGACCCUGUAGUGUAAAAUGGGAGAAAGGCCUUGUGGCGUAGGGUAGCCACUAGCUGGCGAUGCUACAGUAGAAUGAAACAAAGUGCAGAUAAGAGGAUGUGGUUAAAGAUGAGGAUGAAUGGCAAGUUUAGGGACAGUGGUUGGAAUCGUAUUUGUGGCUAGAAAGUGUGUAUGAGUCAGAUAUGGACAACUUAUGGUGUAGUAUACCAGGGGUGAAAAGUCAUCUCUGUUGAUGCCAUUUUGUCUGUUAUUCUCUUUUCAAAAUUAUCAUUCAUUUUCUUUCUGUGGUAGGCCUUUUGGUUGAAACCUACAGCCUCUUUUGUGAAAAUGUCCUUUUUGAUUAUUCAUUAUUGUUUCAGUCUAAAAUAGAUUAGGUUGUAUUUUGAGAGGUAGCAGUAUGUCACUUAAAUUGUAUUUUUAAUGAUGAAUCUGUUAUUUGGUUUAAUAAAGGCUAAAUAAAAUAGCUGUAAUGUGAUGAAGGCAAAAUAGAAGGCAAAGUAAAAACGUGAAUCCCAAAAGGUUUUGAAUGAUAAAAUCAGUUGUUCCCACUGAGCUUUUUAAACAGAGGUGCUUUGCAUUCAUCUAUAAUAUGUACUACUGCCAUCAACUUUUUAUCAGACAUUUUGUCAUGGUCAUUUUGAUAACAUUAUUUGAGACAUUUUAUUGUUUUCUCUCUGUUUCUGUUUCAGUAUUGUUUCUCUAAAGUUUCAACCAUGUCAUCCCAAUAAAAAAUAUUUUAUAAAGUGAGAA
Molecule: messenger RNA, 7405 nt
Organism: Coregonus clupeaformis (lake whitefish)
Lineage: Eukaryota; Metazoa; Chordata; Actinopteri; Salmoniformes; Salmonidae
Product: dihydropyridine-sensitive L-type skeletal muscle calcium channel subunit alpha-1
Exons: 42
Coding region: 333-5837 (1834 amino acids)
Biological process (GO): calcium ion import across plasma membrane
Cellular component (GO): voltage-gated calcium channel complex; membrane
Molecular function (GO): high voltage-gated calcium channel activity; calcium ion binding
Source: RefSeq, a predicted model, not a curated record